UUCAACCUCAACGGCAUAGACUUUGAAGUCUCGUCGUACACGUUUUAACAUCAAUUGAAUUGCGAGCUCCACGUUAUUGUGCUCGUUCGCUUGUGCUUGUGUCAUUUAAUAGAGUAAAAACACCCUCGUUGGUUUUAUUGUUGCGGCGUAAGCUUGUCACUGGCUUCCCAGUCUUGCGUUUAGCUUGUUAGCUGCUAACAAAGAAAGGCGGAAGCGAGCAGCACCUGCAGAGCACAAGUGAGUGUAAAGUGUUGUGAUUAUCGUGUGAAAAUGUGUAAAGUCGAAAUGCUGAGAGCGCUGCUCAAUGAGCGACUGAGCGCAGCCGUGGAAGAAAUAGUUGUAGUGUUUGAAAGGACGAUAGCAGAGUACGAGGAGGAACUCAGUCGAACAAAAGAGGAGAACGCGCGACAACGUCAACUACUGGACGCUGUUUUCAAGACUCAAGGUGGACUGAACAGAUCAGAUGUCAGUGAAGAAGAUCUUCAUCCUGAGCAACAGGAGUGGAGCUCCAGGGUGGAACAGCACGAGCCAACGCCCUCCCACAUUAAAGAGGAAGAGGAGGGCGAGAGUCUUCAAGGGCCAGAGUUGCCUGUGAUUCGUGUCGUCGUAAAAAGUGAAAAUCGUCAAAGUGAGGAGAACAGAGGGACGGAGCCUCCGAGCGGCAGCUCGAGUCAACACAUGACAACGGAAGGCGAUGGAGACCACUGUGGAGGAUCACAAGCAGAGAGCCGUUUAGUUCCACUAUCAGUCAGUGAUGACACAAUGUCACACUCUCCUGACACUGAUGAGGAACACUCUAAAGGAGAUGGGCGAUGUCACACAGAUGACACGUGCUGGAAGUGCUCUCAUUGUGACAAAGCCUUCUCUAAGCAGACUGAUUUGAAAAAGCACAUGCGAUGGCACACGGGAGAGAGACCGUUCAUGUGCUCAGAUUGCGGUCAAACAUUCUUGAAGAAAGGACACAUGACAACGCACACGAGGACGCACACCGGAGAGAAACCUUUUUCCUGCUCAGUUUGCAGCAAAAGUUUCAGCGUUCCUUUCGGUUUGGUUCAACACAUGAGGACGCACACCGGGGAGAAACCCUUCAGCUGCUCCGUGUGCCACAAGCGAUUCGCUUAUCAAAUCUCCUUGAUGAGACAUGCCAGCACACACACGGGAGAGAAACCACAUUCCUGCUCGGUCUGCAACACAAGUUUUCGGCUUCGGUCAGCACUCAUAACGCACAUGAGGACGCACACUGGAGAGAAGCCGUUUUCUUGCUCUGUCUGUGACAAAAGUUUUUGUGCCAAUUCAACACUGAGGAAUCACAUGAGAACACACACUGGUGAGAGUAUGUAGCUGUGGUGUUUGUGAUUAAACAGGUAUCACUUAGAACAGUUAGCAUGCUUUUGACAUCAACGUAGUGAUAAUUUUUUAUUAUUACUAUUUGCGGUUUUGGAACCGACCCUGCAUUAUAUUAAAUACUUACUUAGUCACUCUUUUUGUGCUCAAGCCAAAGCCCUGUCUAAUAAAAAUGUGUGUUUUUCCACCAUCUUGUGGCACCUAUAGGUAUAUAUAGGUGAUGCACCGAAAAUGCAAAAAGUGCAUUUCGGACUGAAAGACUAAAAGUUACCAAAAUAUCAUAGUUGUGCAAACUCAUAGCUUUGGCCAACACACUUUGGCCAACACACGAGCUUGUACACUUAAUAAUUAAGACAUUUUGCUAUUAACAACAAUACCCAUUGGCCUUUGCUGACUGUGGUUGAAUUGACUGGGAUGUCAUUAUUUAUGUCAUUACAGCCUACAGUCAUAGUUGGCUAAUGACAUAGUCGUGCACCAUGAAUCAACCAUGAAUGUGACCAAAAAAAUGAAUGUAUUUAUAACGGCAAUAAUUUAAAUUUGCCUGUUGCAAUAAAUUGCAGGAACCGCGAUGCUUUACCGUCGUCAUGCGUGCGGGUGUCCAAACUGCUGCGUCCCAAUUGUCGCCCAACCGUGCUGCUUUCCGCCGUUCGGCUACUCAGGUGGAAUGCUUGUUCCUUGCGAUGUAUUUGCCCUGCUGCAGCUACCUAUGAGCUACAGCUAACUGAACUAAAUAUGAUGCCGAGCUGCGGAGGUGAAAGAACGCACGCCUCGCGCCCGUUGUCAACACAGCACAAGUCACUAAUCAUCGCCUCCAUGACAGCGGAUAAACUACAUUUUGACAAUGAUCGUUUUCACGAAGGACAGAGAGUACAAAAUGGUAGUCAGACGGCGGUGAAGCCAGUUGCGGAGCUAUUGUGACAUGAAGUUGCAAAACGCCAAAAUAAGUCAUCGGGUGGUACAGUACACUUGUCACAUAGGCCUGGCUGGAACCGGGAUAUAGCAGACAUUAGCUAACUUUGAAGAGCAAAAUAGCAGACAAACGACUACGUGUUUGUCGAGUAAAACACUGACAUACACGAUAACGCUAGACAGCUACAUAACAAAGGGACUGAAAACCGGAAAUGGUUUCGGUCAAGAGUUUUCAUUUCGGUGCAUCACUAGUAAUGACUGUUUAUGAGGCAUCAAUUACUUUUGGAUUUUGCUAUUCACCAGAUGGCUUGGUCCCGACCCCCCUGCGAAGAGAGGAUAACACGUUCAUAAAUACUGUUUACUGUACAUACAGUACAUUCUGGA
Molecule: messenger RNA, 2637 nt
Organism: Phycodurus eques (leafy seadragon)
Lineage: Eukaryota; Metazoa; Chordata; Actinopteri; Syngnathiformes; Syngnathidae
Product: oocyte zinc finger protein XlCOF22-like
Exons: 2
Coding region: 271-1341 (356 amino acids)
Biological process (GO): regulation of transcription by RNA polymerase II
Cellular component (GO): nucleus
Molecular function (GO): DNA-binding transcription factor activity; RNA polymerase II cis-regulatory region sequence-specific DNA binding
Source: RefSeq, a predicted model, not a curated record